Molecule: messenger RNA, 1407 nt
Organism: Plasmopara halstedii
Lineage: Eukaryota; Oomycota; Peronosporomycetes; Peronosporales; Peronosporaceae
Product: Predicted phospholipase
Exons: 1
Coding region: 1-1407 (468 amino acids)
Molecular function (GO): 2-oxoglutarate-dependent dioxygenase activity
Source: RefSeq, a predicted model, not a curated record
AUGGUUAUCACUAAACGUGUACGCGGGAAUCAAAAGGGUGAAGCCUUCGAUGCAGCCGAAACACGAUAUGUUAAUGAGUACAACGGUUUUGUAGUGCCCAACGACAAUUAUGCAAUUAAACGCAUUCCUGUUAGCAGCAUGACGCCAGAACUCUUCUUCACUAACUACGUUUGUACCCGAACUCCUGUUGUGUUGACUGGGUAUCUGGAAGAUGAAACAUUUACAGCAUCAGAAAAAUGGACGAAGUCAAACGAUCGUCUCAUCGAACUCAUAGGUGACACUAAAUUAACAGUUGAACGUCGUGGAGGUCUUCACGAUAAAUUUGGAAAGGGAAUGGCAGUAGAAAUGCCGUUUUGUGAUCUGCUGAAGCUCAUGGCAUCAGGUGAUGAAUUUCACUACUUGACGACACAAGACGUGGCGUUUGAAGAGGAUGGACGACCUGAAAUAAUGUCUUCGUUCAUGAAAAAGCUCCAGUUAGACUUUCCCUUGCGUCCAAAGCUUAUGGGGUACUUGAUUCCACAAAAUAUCAACAUGUGGAUGGGUAACAGCAAACAUGGAUCUUCUUCUGGAUUGCAUCAUGACCACCACGACAACUUGUACAUUCUUAUGCGCGGCAAGAAGCACUUUCGUAUGUAUUCUCCGAGCGAUGCUUUUAAAAUGUACACUCAAGAACAAAUAGCAAACGUGCAUCCAAAUGGAUUAAUUAACUAUGUUGGAAAGGAGACAACACAUUAUGGUGCUGACCCAGUCGCUGAACGCAAAGCCCUUGCAGUGAUUGAGAGAAUAGAAGCCGAGCGUGAGCUUUUAAUAGCUGAAAAGGCCAUGAUAACGGGCGAGUUAGGAGCUAAGAUUUUACUUAAAGCGGCAGAAGAACGUUUAGAAGCAGCUAUGUUUGAUGUGCUGCAAGCCGAAGACAGUCAAACCGAAGUUGACGAAGAAUGUGAAAAUAGUGCUUCCGAUAAUGAAGAAAGCGAGGCAGAAGGAGAUGAAGAUGACUUAGAAGAGCUGGACGAACUCGCGCUAGAUCCUGAGGAACUGACAAAUACCACAGCUAAGCGCGACCUUGAUCAGUUAGAGGGUACGUUACCGGUGAAUUUCAGUCAGGUAGACACUCAGUUACAAGGCAGCGAACAUGCACAGCGAGAUGUAGAUGCCACAUUUCCCCACUUCAAACACGCUAAGGCCGCGUUUUGCGAUCUCGAGGAAGGUGAUAUGCUCUAUCUUCCUGCUUCGUGGUUCCACGAAGUCGUGUCGUAUAAUUCUGCUCAAGACAAUGGACAUCUGGCUUUAAAUUAUUGGUUUCACCCGCCGGAUCGACUCACGCCCGAACAUUUUACUUCUCCAUACUCCUCACCAUUUUGGGAGCGAGACUGGAAACAACGGUAUCAACCCGAGAAACAAUAUUAA